This is a messenger RNA of Cynocephalus volans (Philippine flying lemur), 2360 nucleotides long. It is a transcript of the gene MNS1, whose product is annotated as meiosis specific nuclear structural 1. NCBI's taxonomy places the organism in Eukaryota, Metazoa, Chordata, Mammalia, Dermoptera, Cynocephalidae. The record is from RefSeq and is a predicted model, not a curated record. Gene Ontology annotation, biological process: cilium organization. The transcript has 10 exons. Bases 102 to 1631 code for a protein of 509 amino acids. Gene Ontology annotation, cellular component: motile cilium.
ACUAUUUAAGGGACGCUCGCAGUGGUGCUCAGCCUUUUCUGCAUUUUACCCACACUGUAUUAGAUAAAUCUUUAAAUCGGCCCGAUAGAAGCUCGGAUCAAAUGAGUAGAAAUAAAGUCGAGGAGAGAGCGAACGGACAAGAAGCAGCUUCCAAAAGGAGAAUUUUGAGCUUUAGUGAAAGGCAUCAGAAAUUAGUAGAUGAAAACUACCGCCAAAAAUUGCAUGUUCAAGCGCUGAAAAAUAUAGAGAGUCAAAUCAGGAACCAAAUGGUGCAGGGUGAAAUUGAUGACCGAAUUGAGCGCAGGAGAUUCCUCAGAUUAUUACAGAAUGAACAAUUUGAAUUGGAUAUGGAAGAGGCCAUUCAAAAGGCAGAAGAAAACAAGAGAUUGAGGGAACUCCAGCUUGCACAAGAAGAAAAAUUAGCUGUGGAAUUGGCAAAACUAAAACACGAAAGUCUAAAGGACGAGAAGAUGAGGCAACAAGUAAGAGAAAACAGUAUUGAGCUCAGAGAAUUAGAGAAGAAAUUAAAAGCAGCUUACAUGAAUAAAGAAAGGGCGGCUCAGAUUGCUGAAAGGGAUGCCAUUAAAUAUGAGCAAAUGAAACGUGAUGCUGAAAUAGCCAAAACCAUGAUGGAAGAACAUGAGAGAAUAAUAAAGGAAGAGAAUGCUGCAGAAGACAAACGAAACAAAGUAAAAGCACAGUACUAUCUUGACUUAGAGAAACAACUUGAAGAACAAGAAAAAAAAAAGCAGGAAGCUUAUGAACAGUCGCUGAAAGAGAAACUCAUGAUUGAUGAAAUUGUUAGGAAAAUCUGUGAAGAAGAUCAAUUGGAAAGACAACAAAAGUUAGAAAAGAUGAAUGCAACCCGAAGGUAUAUAGAAGAGUUUCAGAAACAGCAGGCUCUCUGGAGAAAAAAGAAACGUGAAGAGAUGGAAGAAGAAAACAGAAAAAUCAUAGAAUUUGCUAACAUGCAGCAGCAAAGAGAAGAAGAUCGGAUGGCAAAAGUUCAAGAAAAUGAGGAAAAAAGGCUACAUCUUCAGAAUGCGCUGACUCAGAAGUUGGAAGAAAUGCUGCGGCAACGUGAAGAUUUGGAACAAGUGCGACAAGAAUUAUACCAGGAAGAACAAGCUGAAAUAUAUGAGAGAAAACUAAAAGAAGAAGCAGAAGAGAAAUUGAGAAAGCAAAGAGAGAUGAAGCAAGAUUUUGAAGAACAAAUGGCCUUGAAGGAACUAAUACUACAGGCUGCAAAAGAGGAAGAGGAGAUCUUUAGAAAAACUAUGCUAGCUAAAUUUGCUGAGGAUGAUCGAAUUGAAUUAAUGAAUGCUCAGAAACAAAGAAUGAAGCAACUGGAACAUAGGAGGGCUGUGGAAAAACUUAUUGAAGAGCGUCGUGACCAGUUCCUUGCAGACAAACAACGUGAACUGGAAGAAUGGCAGUUGCAGCAAAGAAGACAAGGAUGUAUUAAUGCAAUUAUUGAAGAAGAAAGGCUAAAACUUCUCAAAGAACAUGCUACAAAAUUACUAGGAUAUCUCCCUAAAGGAGUAUUUAAAAAAGAGGAUGAUAUUGAUAUGCUUGGCGAAGAGUUUAGGAAAGCGUAUCAGACAAGGAGUGAAAUUUGUGAAGAGAAGUGAUAUCAUCAAGAGUUGGUAAAACCUGGAUUCUUUUGUAUGUUACCACUAGAUGUCAGCAUAACUUUUGUUUUACAGUUCAGUGACAGUAGCAAUCCAUUGUCUAUUUGGAUUUUCUGAACAUCAGAGUAUUUCAUAAUAUGUAAAGUUAGAUAAAAAAUUAAUAUUUAGCUGUAAAAUUACUUUUAGUCAAACUGUUGUCUUUGUACUGGUAAUUUGAAGAUCUGAAUUCUACAUCAACACCAUACUACAACACUCCAUAGAAAUACAAGUAUAUAAAUAUAGGCCAAACCCAGGAGGCUAAUUUCUCCAUCUCCAUCCUCAGAACAGUAUAUUUAUCUUGAUUAAUACAGGACUUCUAGCCCAAAGUGAAUGCUCUCUCUGUUUUGGCCAGGGAAAUAAAUAUUUAGAAUUUUUAAAGCAUCUUUUUUUGUCUACUGUAAGGACAGUAAAAGUAAAGAGAGUGAAGAAUAUCAAAGUGCUUUAUUACCUAAUGUGCUCAGUUGUCAGAUAAACUAUCAAUCAUUUACAAACUAGAGUUGAUUAUGAGCCUCCAGAACAUAUUUUCAAGUACAGUUGUAAAAUCUCAAAAUAAAAAGGGCUAGUGGAUCAUAAGAAAGAUAGCUGAAUAUAAAGUUAGUCUUUUUACUUUAAUUUAGAAAAUAUUGCCUUUUUCUAAUAAUUGCAUAUCAGAGUAAUAUUUAUAUCCCCCAAAGGUAUACAUAGAAGUCU